AUGGACGCGGCGACAAAAGACGCCGGCGAGAUUGCGCGUGCGGCGUCAACGGAAGCGGCGGUCAACAAGAUGGUGGCAAGGGGCGGUAUAUGCAGUCGCUGCGGUGACGCCCAUUCCCCCUCACAGUGCCAGUUCGUACAUUCGCAGUGCUUAACGUGCGGAAAAACUGGGCACCUUGCACGAGUAUGCCGAACGGGGAAGCAGAACAGCGGACCACAGCAGCAGCCUGGAUCAAGCCCAGGUUCCACACCAGCCCGCGGUCAGGGUAGGCGUCGCAAGUGGCGGCGGGGACGUGCGGCAGCAGGCUCGGGUUCCUCCGCGGCCAGGCUCAACGUCGUGUCCGAGGACCCGCCGAUUUUCGACAUGUGGCACACAGGCCUUGUCCCGUCGUCUGUGCCGCCGUACGUGCUGACCGUCGAAGUUUGCGGGCGCCCCAUUUCCAUGGAACUGGACACGGGGGCCAGUGUGUCGGUCAUGGCUGGCAAACUUUUCAAAAGGACCUUCCCCGGAGUGGCCGUCGAGGCUUCAGGCGUCAUGCUGCGGAGUUACUCUGGAGAGCUUUCCCAGGUCCAAGGUCAGGCCCAGGUCAGCGUUCGUUUUGGCAACAGGGAAGCAACCCUUCCUCUGUAUUUGACCAAGGGGUCGUCACCGACGCUGCUCGGCAGAAAUUGGAUUUGCGCACUGGGAGUUCGGCUGCCAGAAGGCCAGGAAGCAGCCCUACAUGGCGUACAAGACAUCCCGAGCCUCCUAACAGAUUUCCAGUCACUGUUCCAGCCAGGGGUGGGCACAUUCGCCGGUACGACUGCUGGCAUCCAUGUACCCGAGGGAGUCCGGCCUCGGUUUUUCAAGCCUCGCCCGCUGCCGUUCGCACUGAAGGACGGGGUCACCCAGGAGCUGCAACGGUUACAGCGAGAAGGCAUCCUGGUACCAGUCAAGACUGCGGAGUGGGCCGCUCCCAUCGUUCCAGUCCCCAAGCGAGACGAUCUCGAGUCGGCUUUGUCUGGUGGCCAGAAGUUCACGAAGCUCGACCUCAGAGACGCGUACCAGUACUUGGUGCUCCAGGAGGCCUCACGGAAGUAUGUCACGAUAUCGACAACUAUGGGGCUUUUCCAGUAUACGCGUUUACCAUUCGGCGUGGCCUCGGCACCAGCCAUCUUUCAGAGGGAGAUGGACAACCUCUUCAGGGGCAUGAGGCACGUGGCAGUGUACUUGGACGACAUCCUCGAUGCUGGUCUCAAGCUCAAGCGGGAAAAGUGCGUGUUCAUGGUUCCCAGUGUAGAAUACCUGGGACACGUCAUCUCCCAGGCCGGCCUGACUCCGUCCCUCCGCAAAGUUGAGGCUGUUCUGAAGGCGCCGAAGCCCCGAAACAAGAAAGAGCUGCAAAGCUACCUUGGUCUCAUCAAUUUCUACAGGAGGUUCCUGCCCAACCUGUCUGCACAUCUACAGCCACUGCACAUUCUGCUUCAAGAUGGCCAGCAUUGGGCGUUGUUGUGCCAGAGCACCUGA
Molecule: messenger RNA, 1506 nt
Organism: Rhipicephalus sanguineus (brown dog tick)
Lineage: Eukaryota; Metazoa; Arthropoda; Arachnida; Ixodida; Ixodidae
Exons: 3
Coding region: 1-1506 (501 amino acids)
Biological process (GO): proteolysis
Molecular function (GO): aspartic-type endopeptidase activity; zinc ion binding; nucleic acid binding
Source: RefSeq, a predicted model, not a curated record